Dentiscutata erythropus is the source of this 1104-nucleotide messenger RNA. Lineage: Eukaryota; Fungi; Glomeromycota; Glomeromycetes; Diversisporales; Gigasporaceae. The record is from the annotation of a GenBank genome assembly.
AUGGUCAUAAUUUCACGUAAAAAACCAGCUAGUUUAAUCGGUUCGGUUUUGAAAGAUUACCAUCUGAUUCCAAAAUUAGUCAAACUAGGUUUCAUUGAAUUACCUAACGUCACUAGACGCAACUCUUGGUCUGACGCAAUUUUUAGUUUGCCAUUUUUUAAUUUUUGGUUAAAAGGAUUUAGUAAUCUAGAAGUUCUUAAAUGUUCAAAUAAUCUAUUAACUGAUAUUGAUUUUACGGAUUUAAAUCCAGACAAAAUAAAAGAAAUUGAUCUAAAAAAUAAUAAACUUUCAGCCAGAAAGUUAACUUGCUUUAGUAAAUUUGUUAAUUUAGAAAGUAUAACGGUAGAUGGCAGUUUUCAUGGAAGUCUAGAGCCUUUGAAAAACUUAACUAAAUUAAAAUAUAUAACUAUUGCUGGUACAAAUAUUGACAGUGGCUUAGAACAUUUACCUGUUAGUGUAAUUAGUAUUAGUAUUAGUAUUUUUGGUGAGAGUUCGUAUUUGGAACGUGAAAAUUUAGGCUGUCAGAAAAUAUUUGCUCAAUUAAAAGAAUGUUUUUCAUUAACAUCUUAUACUAAUAAAAGAUAUAGUGAGAAUGAUGCUCUAGAAGCUUGGAAAUUAGAAGAAAUAUUUGAACAACAAAUAAAACCUUUAGAUUUAAAGAACAUAAUUCCACCAAAAAUCAAGGAGAAAAAAGCGGAUAUAAUUGAUAUUCUUCAUAGUGGAAAAGGCACUAGUGCUUACCUUCAUGAUGAGAUUAAAGAAAUGCGAAGGAAAUUAUCAGAUUAUAAAAAAUUAGAACAAUAUUUACAAGAAGCAAGAAAUCUAAAUAUUAAUUUGGAAGAAAUCAAGUUCAUUUGUAAAGAAGACAAAAACGAAAUUUAUAAAGGCGUUUAUAAAAGAUUAAAGAAUACUGAUGAAUAUAUAUCAAAGCUGUGUUGUUAUUUUGAAAAAUCGGAAACUAAGAUAUAUUAUUAUGAAAUCGCUCUUAAAGAGUUUGUUCAUGACACAGCGCUUUUUGAAUUGGUAAAACAUACUGUUGAAAUUCAAAAGCUAACUCAAAGAUUAUUAGGUCGCCGACACACUCCGGGUUCGAUUAAAAAAUAA